AUGAUGACUCGCAGAGGCUUGGCUUUGCAAGAAGAGUCUAAACUUAAAUUAGCACUGACUGAAUUGCAGUCUUGCAGGGAUUUAUGUACCCAGUUAACAAGUGAAAGAGAAGAAAAUGAAAAAGAACUCUUAAGUGUGCUGGAAGGCAACAGGAAGCUCAAAAAUGAAAUGUCCUUGCUAUUUCAAGAAAAUAAUUCACUCAAAGAUCAGUGUGUUAUGCUUCAGCAGGAAUUAAAUAAACUUGAUAGUUAUGGUAAUGAGUAUGAAGUUGCUUUGCUGCGCAUAAGAAGUCUUGAAAAACAGCUAUUGGAGGCUCAACAAUAUAUUAAUAACCUGGAGGCAGUAUCACAAAGUGUAAAAGAUACACACACAAACAUUUUAUAUAAUACAUUAAUUCAUGAUUCAGGUUCUACACCAACUCAUAAUGUAAAAAGUUUAGGUAAAAACAAAAUAAGAAAAUAUAUUAAAAUUAAUAAAUACAUUAAAAAGACACAGAAGCUAAAAACACAAUAUAGAAAUGUAAACAGUGUGGAUUUAAAAGUUCAAAACACACAACUUCAAAAUGAACUUGACUUGCAUUUAAUUGAAACUGAAAAUGCUAAAUUAAAAUAUGAAUCUGACACAUUAGAUUUAAAAACAGAAAUUUUAAAAUUACAAGAACUUACAAACAGUCUCACUUCUAAAUUUGAAGAAUCACAAUGUAUGGUAGAAAAAUAUUCUUCUGCAAUGGAAGAUCUGCUUCAAAUUUCUAAUUACACCGCAGAAUGUUAUGAGCAAUUACAGAAUAAAACUUAUGGUUGCAAUUAUAAAAGCCUCCAAUUACCACAGACAUCACAACACACUCACAGCCUCACCUACACCACAACAAACACUCAGUUAAAGGAAAAAAUUAAGGCAAAAGAAAGGAAUUUAAUGUAUUCCGAUGAAAUGGGCGUUUUCAGGCCUGGUUAUACCCCUUUGAUGAAGGAAUGUUCUAGAACGAAUUUUCUAGGUGUGGGACAAGGACGGAAUGAUACGCGAGAGAGAGGGAAGAUCGGAACCUUCUCGAAGCUAGACCGAGCACUCUAG
Pieris macdunnoughi is the source of this 1068-nucleotide messenger RNA. The record is from the annotation of a GenBank genome assembly. Lineage: Eukaryota; Metazoa; Arthropoda; Insecta; Lepidoptera; Pieridae.